UCGAGCUCUAGAAUCUCAGGUGGACACUGGAGGUGAAAACAUUAACAUAGAAGGGCAUUAUGGGUGUGAAAGCUCGCCAAAAUGCAACAGACUCUCCAAGAGCAGAGGUGGGAGAGAUAGACACUAGGACACCAUUCCAAUCAGUCAAAGCUGCAGUCAGCUUGUUCGGUGAAGGAGCCUUUUCAAAGGAGAAACCUGCCUUUAAAAAAUCAAAUUCUUUUUCUGCAGAGAGGGUAUUGGCAAAAGAGACACAACUUCAUCUGGCCCAGAAAGAGCUCAAGAAGCUGAAGGAACAGUUUAAAAAUGCUGAAACCACCGAGGCCCAAGCAUUUGCUGAACUUGAAAGGCCCAAAAAAAGGGUCGAGGAUUUAACCAACAAAUUGAAAAGUGUAAAAGAUUCCAAGGAGUCGGCAAUUAAGGCGACAGAAGUGGCGAAGAACCAAGCAAAGCAACUGGAGGAAGCAAACUCUGGCUGCCCUGUUGAAACUGACGGUGCUUGGAGACAGGAGUUGGAUAAAGCCAGAGAACAGUAUGCAGCCACCAUUUCUGAACUUGAUGCUGCCAAACAAGAACUCAGGAAAUUCCGUCAGGAAUUUGACUCAUCCGUGGAAGAAAAAUCUGCUGCAUUCCACCAACCAGCAGAAGCUGAAGUCACAGCCAAGGCUAAUGCAGAGAAGGCUGCUGAACUGUCAAAGGAGAUUGCAGCCACACAAGAAUCACUUGGGCAUGUGAAGCUGGCUUCUUUGCAAGCCCAGCAGGAGCAAGAAAAGACUCUUGAGGAAAAAAAUGUCCAAAGGCAGUCUUAUAGAGCUGCCCUGGAAGAAGCACAGAAGAAACUGCUAUCUUUGAAGAAAGAGUUUGAUCCUGAAAUCACCAGGAAUCUUGAAGGUAAGCUUGCUGAAACAGCUGCUGAGAUUGGGGCUUGACAAAAGGAGAUGGAAAAUGCCCGCGCUUCUGAUCUGGAUUCUGUAAGAACUGUGACUUAAGAGCUUGAUGGUGCUAAAGAGGUAUUGCAAAAAGUGGCAGAAGAAGAAAGCACUCUUAGGAGCUUGGUGGAGUCCCUUAAAGUGGAGCUGGAAGCAGUGAAGAAGGAACAUGCUGAACUAAAAGAGAAGGAAGCAGAAACCGAAUCUAUUGCUGGGAGCUUGCAUGUCAAGCUCCAGAAAAGUAAGGGUGAGCUUGAGGCAGCCCUUACUGAAGAAUCUAAAGCCAAAGGUGCUUCUGAUGAGCUGAUCUCUACCCUCCAACAGCUAUCGUCAGAAUCUGAAAAUGCAAGAAAGGAGGCAGAAGAAACGAAGAGCAAUGUUGAAGCGCUAAAGAAAGAAGCCGAAGCCACCCGGACUGCCCUGGAAGGAGCGGAAACGGCACUACAAAUUGCACUGAAAGAGGCAGAAGAAGCAAAGGCAGCAGAGGCAAUGGCCCUUGAUCAGAUUAAGUUAUUGUCUGAAAGAACAAACGCAACUCGUGCUUCAACAUCAGAAUCUGGUGCAAUGAUCACAAUCUCACAGGAGGAAUUUGAGUCUUUUAGCCGGAAAGUUGAGGAAUCUGAUAAAUUGGCUGAAAUGAAAGUAGCAGCUGCAAUGGCUCAGGUGGAAGCAGUAAAGGCUGGUGAGAAUGAAGCACUAAAGAGGUUGGAGGCAGGCCAGAAGGAGAUUGAGGAGAUGAAGGCUGCAACAGAGGUGGCUUUGAAGAGGGCAGAGAUGGCAGAGGCAGCAAAGAGGGCUGUUGAGGGAGGGCUACUGAGGUGGCGUGAAAGGGAGCAAAAGAAAUCUGCUGAAGCUGCUACUAGAAUUCUUGAUUCAGAGGUUUCUGCACUUUCAUCGACACAAAACGCCAUGGUUCAGAAGCAGAACCUACCAGAGAAGGUUGUUGGCGUCCGUAAGCUGGAUAAAGAAAAGACAUCUGUCUCAAAGAAGGUACUGUUGUCCAAUCUCAGUGGUAUCUUCCAUAGGAAGAAGAAGUAUGUUGAGGGUGGGUCUCACUCUUACCUCCCUGGGGAGAAACUCGUGUGAUUUUAGUUUUGAUUUUUUUUUGUUUUUGGUGUUUUUAUGGUUUGCUGAUGACUUGUGCAAGUGUGAAUGAUGUGAGGGGGAAGAAGGGAGACAAAGAAUAAGUGAUAGAAAAAAAAAGGGGGGGAGGGGGAGGGGGAGGGGGAAGAGAAAAACACCUCCAUGACUUGGUUCUGUAUAUUCUAGUUCUAGAACACUAGUAUAUAUGUUCUUUCUUUUUUAUGUUAAUAUCUGGAAGGGUAAAACUAUUAAUAAGACCAAGUUCUGAAGUAGAGAAAGAAGGCCUUUCAGUGGCAGAUGGUUUUUGUGAUCGACUCAUAUCCUUUACAAGGAAAGAACUUGUGGAGAAUUUUGGAAA
This is a messenger RNA of Telopea speciosissima, 2367 nucleotides long. Its product is annotated as WEB family protein At5g55860-like. The coding region runs from base 60 to 926 and encodes 288 amino acids. The record is from RefSeq and is a predicted model, not a curated record. The transcript is spliced from 4 exons. Lineage: Eukaryota; Viridiplantae; Streptophyta; Magnoliopsida; Proteales; Proteaceae.